Lasiodiplodia theobromae is the source of this 519-nucleotide messenger RNA. RefSeq lists its product as uncharacterized. The transcript has a single exon. NCBI's taxonomy places the organism in Eukaryota, Fungi, Ascomycota, Dothideomycetes, Botryosphaeriales, Botryosphaeriaceae. The record is from RefSeq and is a predicted model, not a curated record. Bases 1 to 519 code for a protein of 172 amino acids.
AUGCGUUUCACCGCCAUUGCUGUCACCGGCCUUGCCUCCCUCGCCGCCGCUCAGGAUGUCAACUCUCUUGCCUCGGACGCCUCUUCCCUCGCCUCCUCCGUUGGCGCCGACAUCAGCAGCGCUGUCAAUGCUGCUCCCAGCGAUGCCAGCAGCAUCAUCAGCUCCGUUGCUUCCGAAGCUACUUCUCUCGCCAGCAGCUUGGGCUCGGUCGCCACCAGUGCCACUGGCGCCGCCGGCUCGGCUAUCUCGUCUGCCCUGAGCUCCAUCUCCUCUGACGUCGCCUCGGUGACCAGCUCGGCCGGUGCCCUUGCCUCUUCGGUUGCUUCGGCUGCCACGGCCAGCGGUGCGGCCGCCACGAGCGCUGCCGGAUCCGCCGCCAGCUCGGCCGCUUCAGGUGCCUCGUCGGCUGCUUCCACGGCUGCCGCCUCUGCCUCCGCGACUGGCGCUGCCGGCGCCAUCACCGUCCCUGCCAUUGGUGGUCUUCUCGGUGGCGCUCUUGCCGUCGUUGGUCUCCUGUAA